Messenger RNA from Pelagomonas calceolata, 1196 nucleotides. The record is from the annotation of a GenBank genome assembly. Lineage: Eukaryota; Pelagophyceae; Pelagomonadales; Pelagomonadaceae.
GUGCUCGGCGCCUGGGCAGAGAACAAGUGCUUGCGCGGGCGUUUCGCGCUCGUCGUGGACAGCUUCGAUCCUCCUGUCCACCUCAGCCAGCCGAUCGAGCCGGGGUCCCCGUAACUGGGUCCCCUCAGCCAUGCUCCGCGCGCUCCUGGCUGCCGCGGCCUGCGUCGCGGCCUCCGGCUACCGCGCGGCGCCGCCGCGCUCUGCGCCCGUCCGCCCGCCCCGGGGCCGACGGCGGCGCUGCCUGCCGACGCUCCUGCAAGCAGCCGCCGCAUCCACCGACGACGACGGCGCCGAAGCCGUGGUAAGGGAAGCCGCGCGGUUGCUGCGGGACGGCCACCGCGACGAUAAGCUCAUAAAAGCCUCGAAACAAAUCCUGACGCUCGUCUCGCCGAAGAACAACGCCGUCAAUUUGAAUGCGAACGCCUUCGCGCGGAGCGUCGAGACGCACCGCGCCCACUACGGCCCUUUAUUAACGUGGCAGGCGCUGGAGCUGAAAUCUCAGGAUACGUCGAAGGACGGCCAGCGGUGUGUGGUGCGGACCCUGCUGGAGGGGGCCACGUCACAACUCGGGACGGCGGUCUGGACGCUGUCGCGGCACGACGACCGGUGGCUCAUCGACGCCGUCCUCGUGCAGCCGGCGGGCGAGGCCGCGACGGUCGAGCGCGCGCCGAGUCCACCGCCGAAGAAGAAGAAGAAAGCGGUGGAAGAGCCGCCCCCACCAGAAAAAGAAAAACCGAAGGAAAGGGAACCAGUGGCCCAGCAGAAUCCAUUAGCGGCCGCCGGCGCGACGUCCUUUGGAGCACUAACGAGCCCGCGCUGGGUCGCCAAGACCGUUUUAUCUGCUUUACGGACGAUCGACGAGCCCGAGCAAAAUCAUGGCAGUGGUGUCGCGUUGACGUUCGUGUCCACGAAGAACCCGGCCCACAAGCUCACGCCGGAGCUGUUUCGCAAGUACAUCGACGACGAGUCCUAUCCCUACGGUGUGCUGAAACGGUGGUUGGAAAUGAAUCCAGAGGACGUCACGUUCGACGACGACAAGCGCAAGGCGUCGCACGACGUCACUUUGAUAGAUGUCGACGGGUCGGAGCGGCUGGUCACGAUCGAGCUGUCGAAGGCGGACGACGUCGGGCCGUGGUUGAUAGAUAGGUUCUGGUGCGAGGAGGCGUACUAGUCUCGUCGUUAAUAAUUAAUCAGGA